This is a messenger RNA of Aspergillus tanneri, 972 nucleotides long. RefSeq lists its product as uncharacterized. The coding region runs from base 1 to 972 and encodes 323 amino acids. The transcript has 2 exons. Gene Ontology annotation, biological process: secondary metabolic process. Lineage: Eukaryota; Fungi; Ascomycota; Eurotiomycetes; Eurotiales; Aspergillaceae. The record is from RefSeq and is a predicted model, not a curated record.
AUGGUGUCUCUUUCUGAUAUCCACGCUUCCAACGCAUGCAUUUCCUCCUCCUUUCCCCCCGGUCUCGUCGCGCUCUUCGUAGGCGCCACCAGCGGCAUUGGGGCAGCCACGUUGAAAACAUUCGCCAAAUAUGCACAUCGACCACGAGCGUACUUCGUCGGUCGCUCGCAGGAGGCAGCCGACCGGAUCGUGGCCGAAUGUCAGACUCUCAAUCCAGAGGGGGAGUAUAUCUUCAUCCGGGCGGACGUGAGUCUCAUCCGGGUAGUUGACGAGGUCUGCAUGCAGAUCCAGACUCGAGAAUCCCAUUUGAAUGUCCUCUUUCUCACUGCGGGCGUUCCCAGUUUGGAUCGUAGCGAGACCUCGGAGAAGCUGCACCUGCUGGCUUCCUUGAAUUACUACUCGCGUCUACGGUUCAUGACUCGGCUCCUUCCUCUCCUUACCCAGGCUGCUUUCCUUCGUCGUGUGGUGACCGUCGGCGGGGGAGGCUUGGAAGGUCCGCUGGAUUCGUCGGAUUUUUCUGCUCUUCGAGUUCCCGACGAGCAACUCCGGGGACAUCUAUGUACCAUGAUUACUUUGGGUGUGGAGGCUGUGGCCCGGUCGGCGCCCGAGGUGGCAUUCAUCCAUAAUUAUCCCGGGGGAGUGGACACGCCCUUAGCCCGACGUCAGCAGUACGUUGCUGUCAGUGAAGCUGAAUUGAUGUCGCCGGAGGAGAGCGGCGAACGACAGUUGUAUCUGGUGACGAGUGCUCGGUAUGCGCCUCUCCAGGGGACGGAAUCCAUGCUGUCCGUUAACGGUGCUGGGAGAGCCACGGGGACGACGGGGGAGAUAGGCAGUGGGAUGUAUUCAGUCGGAUGGGAUGGGGAGAGCACAUCCUCGGAGACACUCGCCUUUCUGGCGGGUCUGCGAGAAACAGGGAUUGCUGAGCAGGUGUGGGAGCAUACGAAGGGGGAAUUUAUGCGGAUUACCCUGUAG